Molecule: messenger RNA, 1533 nt
Organism: Oryzias latipes (Japanese medaka)
Lineage: Eukaryota; Metazoa; Chordata; Actinopteri; Beloniformes; Adrianichthyidae
Gene: chga
Product: chromogranin A
Biological process (GO): defense response to bacterium; negative regulation of catecholamine secretion; negative regulation of insulin secretion
Cellular component (GO): chromaffin granule
Source: RefSeq, a predicted model, not a curated record
UUUGUGAGAGGCGCGGCAGCUUGGGGGCGUCGAUGGACAGCAGGACGGGGCUGCGGCGCUGAUGCUCUCCAGAAACCCCGAAGCUGGCGGAUUGUUCUCAGAAUGCGUCCAUAACCAUCGAGCUUCCAUCAGAGAAGCGUGACGCGGUGAAGCAGCGCGCGUGCCAUCAUGUCGGGGAGGGGGCUGAUCCUGCUGACUCUUCUGUCCGGCUGCGUUCUGUCGCUGCCGCAGCCUUUGAGCCAGCUGCACCAUGAGGACGUGGAGCUGAUGAGGUGCAUCGUGGAGGCGUUGGCAGACGUGCUCUCCAAGCCGCGUGCAGUCCCUGUCAGUCAGGAGUGUUUGGUCAGACUGAAGACAGACAGCCGGCUCACUGUCAUCCUUCGUCAUCACAACUUUCUGAAGGAGCUGCAGCAGAUCGCUGCUGCGGAUGAGCAAGCUGAUGCAUCCACUGCUACCACACAAGUCCGUCAUCUUGCAGGUGAAUCUACAGAUCAGUCCAUGUUAAAGGCUUUGGGAGGCCCUGGAGAGAUGUCCAUGCUGAGCCAGAGGAAGAGGGCAGGAAAAGGAGACAGAGGAGUCAAGAAAGAGGGACACAUGAAGGAGAAAGAGUCACAGGAGGGCGGAGGAAAGAUGAACGUGACAGGAGAAAGAGGUGACUGGUCUGACGAAGAGAAACAUCCUAACUCAAGUCUAAGCCGAUCUGAUGAAGAAGCCAUGGACACGAGGUCUGAGCUCCUCUCACAAACCCACAGCAGCACCAACGGAGGGGAGGACAUGAAGGAGGAGCUGGCUGAGAGUCUGGGACGGUGGACCAACGGGGCCAGGUCUCUCGAUCUGAACAAGAAAGCAGCUGGAAAGGACCUGCGGCAGAAGGAAGUGACCCAGCAUUCAAGAGAGGCUGCAGGAAAGGAGAAGGGGGAAGAGGAAAGGAAGAGAGACGCUCAGAGGGGUCCUGACAGAGUGCUUCAGUUUGUUCAUGGAGCUCCAGAGAAGAAGAGGGUGAUGGAGGAGGAGGGGAGUGCCAGCAGAAAGUCAGAGGAGAUCGAGAGCUUGGCAGCCAUCGAGUCAGAGCUGGAAGAUGCUGCCCAGAAGCUUCAUGAGCUGCGGCAGGGCUGACAAAGAGAACGAGGCAGCCUGAAGUCCUCCAGCCUGGAUUCUUAUCUUGAUUUCUGUCCUUGAAACGCCGCUCUGCUGUUGCCUUGCUUUUGUCCCUCACAUAGACUAGCAGAUGCACUCACACUAACACUUUCUCACACUUUGCACAUGUGAAUAUUUAUGUCCUUUCUUGAUGAUGUUUCUGCUUAUGCGACCGCUUGGGUUGAGGUUCUGGACAAUGAUUCUAGUCAGACAAUAAAGGCUGACCCAGAUGAAUGACAUCAACACUUUGUGUUUUCCAUGACGAGAUCCUUUUUACCUGCAAUGAAGAACACACUAGAAUUUAAUCAAGCCAAGGCAAUAAGUACACAUUUUUGCAGAUAACUGACUUGCUUGUGUUUAUAACUGCAUUAAAUCUCUGUUAUAAAAAAAAUCAAA